AUGGCGAUCUCGAGAACUCUUGCCCUUGCUUGCGCGCUCCCGCUCCUCGCUCUCCUCGUGACUUCACACUUCGUCAACGUCUCUGCUGACGUUUCUCUCGUGGGAUUCUCCUCCUCUGACGUCGUUAGCUAUGCAGACGCCUGUCGGCCCGUCUCCCCCCGCGUCGCCGUCCCCCAAGUUCGGAAAGUCCCCCAAGACGCCCGCGGGCCCGCGACCGGCGUGACGCCGCCGCCGAAGAAGGUGAGCGCGGCAGACGCGGGCGUGAAGGCGGACCUGGCGGCGGCGGCGAAGCUGGUGGACCAGGCGAACGCCGUGUCGACCGUGACGACUUACAAGAAGAGCUUGACCGACACGGCGCAGGCGCUGCGCAACGCGGGCAUUCUGAUCGACCAGGGGCAGCGCACGCUGGUGCCGGGGCAGAUCACCAACGCCAUCUCCACCAUCAAGGGUGUCUCCGUUAUGCUCAAACCCGCUACCGAUAAGGCCACGCUCGGCCUGCUCAAGUCUGCGCAAACCAAGGCGGAAUCCGCCCAGGCCGCUUUCAAGCCCUAG
Closterium sp. Naga37s-1 is the source of this 552-nucleotide messenger RNA. NCBI's taxonomy places the organism in Eukaryota, Viridiplantae, Streptophyta, Zygnematophyceae, Desmidiales, Closteriaceae. The record is from the annotation of a GenBank genome assembly.